Molecule: messenger RNA, 1576 nt
Organism: Belonocnema kinseyi
Lineage: Eukaryota; Metazoa; Arthropoda; Insecta; Hymenoptera; Cynipidae
Product: alpha-tocopherol transfer protein-like
Exons: 5
Coding region: 210-1136 (308 amino acids)
Cellular component (GO): membrane
Molecular function (GO): phosphatidylinositol bisphosphate binding
Source: RefSeq, a predicted model, not a curated record
UUCUCAAGACGCGAGCAGCGAACAUUCAUAUAAGAGUAGAACCGACUCAGGUCGCAUCAGCAUUUUGCUCGUAUUCGAACGAGGAACCUCGUCGCGCAUCGCGUUGUUGUUACUUGUUCACCUUCAAUCUGAAGGAAAGAACGUCGUGUCGAAAUUGGCUACCAGACUCGAAUAAUUACCACUCGGCCUCUUACAGUUUCAAUUCGACCAUGGCUCCAAUCGAAACCACAAUGUUAUCGGACAUAGAUGAAAUGCCGUCCAUUAAGCUCGGGGACUCUGUCCUCCAGUUUGAACUUGGUCCACCGAGUGCUGAAAUUCAAGAAGUUGCCAACAGGGAACUCAGGGAAUCUCCAGAAUUACAAAAAGAAGCAAUGUCUCGACUACAGGAAUUGCUGAGAGCCGAACCUGACCUGCAUUGUCCAUUGGAUAACGAAGCUUGGCUCAUACGAUUUUUAAGGCCUUGCAAGUACUACCCAGAAUCAGCCCUCAAACUAGUGAAAAAUUAUUAUAGUUUCAAAGUUAAGCACUCGAACGUGUACGCAAAUCUGAAGCCUAGUAAUGAAAGGAAUAUUUUUGAUCACAAUAUCCUCACCGUUUUGCCUAAUCGGGAUCAAUUUGGUCGGCGGAUCCUAAUUAUAGAGCUAGGAAAGAAAUGGAAGCACAAUAAAUGCAGUUUGGAUGAAGUUUAUAAAGGAUGUGUUUUAUACUUGGAAGCUGCGAUGUUAGAACCAACUUCACAAAUUGCUGGUGCAGUUGUUAUCUUCGAUAUGGAUGGAUUAUCACUCCAGCAAACGUGGCAAUUUACACCACCUUUUGCUAAGAGAAUAGUCGAUUGGCUGCAGGAUGCUGUUCCUUUGAGAGUUAAAAAUAUCCAUAUCAUCAAUCAACCUUAUAUCUUUAACAUGGUGUUCAACCUCUUCAAGCCUUUCUUAAGAGAAAAGCUAAAGUCAAGGAUCAUUUUCCACGGAACUGACAGAAAGUCUCUGCAUCAGCAUUUAUCACCACAGUGCCUUCCUGAAUGUUAUGGUGGUAGUUUACAAAUUCCCAGGGUGACGGGACCUCAGUGGUUUGAAUUGUUGCUCAAGUGCGACAAGGAAUACGAUGCAAUCAACAGCUACGGCUACAAGAAAAAGUAAUUUCCUUGCACUGAUGAAUUAAGACAACUUCGUUGAAGAUGACUUCCAGGUGGUUGAAAAUGAGGAUAUAAACAAAGGAAGGAUUUGGUUCGUCUUCGAGGAAACCCUGCUUCAACCGUCUACCUCUGCUCACUUUUAGUGCAUACGUUAUUUAUAUUGUCUCGUUUUUCACAUUGUGAUAAAAAAAUAGUCAGCAGUGCUGUCUUUUAAACAUAAAUUUAUUUUUCAGACUAGUUUUAUUUUAUAUAGACGGCUUAGUUCGGAAAGGUUAUAAAUGUGUUUACUGUUUUAUAUUACAUUAAUGUGCUAUACUGAUUAAAAUAAUCCUUAUAGUAUUAUUUUUGUACACACACGAUUUUUGAGAAUGUGAAGUUCGCGGUAUGUUUAAAAAUGCUCUCUUCGCAAUAUCCUGUUAAAAUACAUGGUUUUAUUUUAAUGAA